GGCCCCGCGCCCAGGAACCUGCCUGCGCGGGCGGCCUUCGGCGCGCUGGUGGACGCCGCGGGCGUGCAGUGGGUCAUGGGGGGCGGCCUCAACAUGGGCGCAGAGCAGUUGUGCGAGAGCGGGGUGGUCGACAGACUGAAGGGAGUCAUCGCCCGACCGAGCGAGGGCAUGUGCAAGGUACCAAAGAGGGAGGCCAGCACCCGAGACUAUGUUAUCGCGUCGAGGAGGCUGGCGCAGACGGAGCGCGCGACGGUGGAGAAUGACCUGGCCUUGCGCGCCAGGUGCAGCCCGCAUUUCCCCGUCUCGUGUUGGCUGGGCAAGAGUGCACCUGCAUGCAAGGCCAGCGCAGUUGGCCAAGAUCGCGCGCUGGCCGCUGGACAUGCGGCAGUCCUCAUCGAGUGGCCCAUCGGCCCCGACCUCGAGGGCAACGCCGGGCAUCGGGUGAUCGACGCGCACUGGGGGGUCACCGCGAAGGCCUGGGAGUCCAACCUGAACCGCUGCCACGGCUUUGCGGACGGUGACCUGGCGCGGAGGCAGAGCCGCUUCCAGACGGAGCAGUUCUGGGAGGUCGCGCUGGUGCCAGUGCGCAAGCCGCCGAGAGGCGCCCCGACCAAGAGGGCCACCGCGGCGGAGUGGCUGAGAUACCGACUGCAGGAGCUGGCACGCUUGGCCACUGGCGCAAGCGGGGGACAGGUCGGCACCUGCCACGAGCGGCAAAAGCAGCUCAAGCUAAACAAGGCAUACCAGGAGGCCAUCGACAUCGACCUCCUGCCGCUGACAGCCGCCGGGGAUGGAGCGCCGAGGGCGCGGCCCGACGGCGCCGCGGCGGACGACGGGCAAAACGCGAAGCGGGCGAUCGCCAUCCUCGUGGGCGCCAACGGCGCGCUGAAGGACGGGGCGCCGCACGUGGAGUACUGGGCGCUCAAGGCUGGCGAGGUCGCCGACCAAGGGCGCAGGGCAGCCCUCGGCAAGGUGACGAAGGAGUGGGGGCAGCGGGUGCAGGCGCACUCGGUCGGAGGAACUGGCCCGCUGCACAAGUUGACCAAGCCGUCGACGCAUUGGGCGCCGAUCGGGUCGCCGCCCUCGUCUCCGGCGGCGCCGCGAUGCGGCGGCCCUCGGCGCUCGGCGGACCAGGUCCUGGGGGGCUUUGAGGAGGUCUGGCGCAGGCCCACAAGGGGCCGCGAUCCCCGGCAGGAGCGCCCGCCGCCUUUCGAGCCGAAGUUGGCGCCGCUGGCCCCCGCCGAGGCAUGCCUGCGCUGCGCGGGCUUCAAGAGGCAGACGGGCUUGGGCGCGGGGCAGUGGCGCCCGCGCCUGUGGGCCGCGGGGGGCGCUGAGGGCAUCCGGCGCAUCGUCGACAUGCUCGGCGCGGUCGAGGGCGGCGCGCCAUGGCCGUCCAGCCAGUCGGACAUAUUGUUCUGCAACAGGCCGAAGGCGGAGGGCGGGGGCAUGAGAUGCCUUGGCCUGCCGCCAAAGGCAGCCACGGCCGACGACGAGAGUUGCGCAAUCACCUUGCUGGGCCUGGUCAAGUGCUUGGAAUGCGUGGGCCAAUGGAAGGUCUGGGAGGCUGGUCGGAACUGGGGGUUCCCCGCGCGCCUGCCGCGCGCGAUCCUCCGCAUCUACGGGGUGGCCAGGCGGGCGGUGCUGGGGCGCGCGGCCACCGAGGACAGGCGCUGGCUGCUUGCGGCGAGCUCCGCCGUCGCACCAGUCGCCCUCGAGUGGGUGAUCGACGCAAUCCAGCUGGGCAACAGCCUCGCAAAACUGUGCCUGUUCUUCGACGACCUGUCGAUCGCGCGCGUGGGCGAGCGCCGCUGGGUUACAGUUGAGAGCGCGAGAAUGGUUGGCACCGUCGCCGACCGCCUGGUGAAUGAGCUCGAGAUGCCAGCCCCCCCUGGGCGAGAAGGAGAAACGCCGCUUCUGGCCGCGCCCGCGGCGCCGGCCAAAGACAUUGAACCCGCGGCCAAGAUGAUCGGGAUCAGGGCCGCGAGCCACGCCGAGCACCCGGGCAUCGCUGUCCGCGCAGGCCGCCGCCGCCGAGUGUCCGCUGUGCACAAGAGAACCCUGAGGCGGAAGAGUCGUGGGAAAGAGGUUGCGAGAGUGAGAAGAGCUGGAGGCCGAGCGAACGAGCUUGUUACGGCAGCAGCAGCGCCCUCCAUCCUCUACGGCGCGAGGGUGGUCGGAGCGCCCGCGCCAACAGUGCAGCAGCUGCGCCAGGCCGUCGCGAGUUCUGUCGGCGGCAGCGUGGCAGGGCGGCCAGCGCCAUCUGUUUUGCCUAGCGAGGGCAUGGGCCCCGCGCGCUUCGCCAACGCAGGCCCCGUCGCGGAGUGGGCCAGCGCUUGGGAGGAAGCGGCGCGCGACCCAUCGCUAGCGGACCGACUCGCGGCCGCUUGGAAGCGCUGGAACACUCGCCUGUCGCAGUCCCCACGGCCCUGGACAUUGGCCCGGGGCCCCGCGGGGGCAUUUUGGGCAGCGGCUCGCAGGCUGGGCUGGCAAUCGCCGGCGCCUUUCUCGCUCGCCAUAGGCGUGUUCAGCGCCGAUUCGCGCCUGGCCGACGCAUGGUGCCUACGCGGGGGCAGGUUGCGCAAGGAUGCGACAAGCAGCUCCGGCGAGAGUGGGCUCGACGCUGGGGCGCGGAGGCAGGCGUCGCCAAGAUUUUAUCGAGCCAGUGCGAGCCCUCUGGGCCAGAGCAGUGUCGACAGCCUGGACGUCGGAGCAUCGCGCGAGGGCACGCGUGAUCCUGGCUGGAAGAACGCGGAGUCAG
Molecule: messenger RNA, 2758 nt
Organism: Prorocentrum cordatum
Lineage: Eukaryota; Dinophyceae; Prorocentrales; Prorocentraceae
Source: the annotation of a GenBank genome assembly